Macrobrachium nipponense is the source of this 1500-nucleotide messenger RNA. RefSeq lists its product as uncharacterized. The record is from RefSeq and is a predicted model, not a curated record. The coding region runs from base 59 to 967 and encodes 302 amino acids. The transcript is spliced from 2 exons. Lineage: Eukaryota; Metazoa; Arthropoda; Malacostraca; Decapoda; Palaemonidae.
AGAGACCUCAGCGAUAGUACACUUUAUCAUACAGAAUAAUUAAUUCAUCUAAACAGAAAUGUUUCCCGCGACAUGUCAAAAUGGCCCUGUUGUGUAUCCAUGUGAAUCCGAAUACUCACAAGAAAACUACUUAGAGAAGCAAAUCGAUUUAGUGAAUUCGCCAAUACCAAACUUUAAUCAUAGUCAAUUCAAAGCUGCCACUCUGAUCAACAAAGUUACGUCAGCAAAUACUCGAAAUGUAGAUUUGCUGCAAUCAUGUCUACCUAAUCAGAAUUAUCUUCCAGUAUGGGAUGAAAGGUUUGCAAGUAGUGGGAACACGCAUUCCGGUGGCUUUGAAACUUCGUUCUCUUUUUCUGGAACCUCCGAUCAACAAACGUAUGAUGACCGUUGGUCAGAGAGUUCCCCACAUCAGGGAGAAACAGUUGAUGACAUUACUACCUGGUCUUUGGAUACUAUCAAAGAAGUAGCUUCAGCUGUCGAGGCCACAGUUUCUGACAAUCAGACAACUACCACGUGUGGGUCAGACGUUGGGACCGGAUAUGAAGAAGUGCGGCGGCGGAUGUCUGGUGGACAAAUACCCCGCACCCGCAGUCAGCGGCAGACAGCCUACGAAGAUGCUGGCCCAUCCGGUAUCUCGUGUGGCUUUGAAAAGAAGAGGAAAACCAAGCUGUAUCAGCUGGGACCGCAAGACGACAUGAAGUUAGAGAUUAAGCGACUACGAGCCUUACAGGCUCACGCCUAUCGAGAAAGAAAAGAACACAAUGAGCGGCAAGCCCUAAUCAAAAUAAGAACGAUGGAACGUGAAAUCUGUAGUCUCAAGAAAGAAAGAGAAGAUAGACGAUUUACAGUCAGUGUCUUAGAAGCCCAGCUCUCAAGGCUUCAGUUAGCAAGUGAACAACAGGAAAGAGACGGUACUCCUCGAGACGCUUUUUCAGAUGGAUGCUUCGCUCAGUCAUAUGACGAAUGAAAACUUGGAUGGGACCAACUGGAGAGCUGUAGUUCGCCGCUGAUGCCACAUUUUUUGGGAGCUUCUUUGCCACUGGGGAGGAUGCUUUGUGCUUUCAUAGUCACUUGCGGGCUAUUUCCUCGAAAAAGAGUUGAUGUCCUCAACUAAAGUUAGUAAGAUGCGUUUACCAACGAAUGUUUUAGUCUAUUCGUGCCUUGGACGAUUAGCUUUUGCUUCGGAUGCCAGCUGCGACUGGAAUACAGUUAAUACAAUCAAUUUAUUCAUGAAUAAACAAUAGUGUAGUGUACGUGUCACGUACGGCUUAACGUUGUUCACAAGUAUUUUGCAUGACUUGCUAUACUAAAAUAAUGAAAAAGAAUUCUUUAUCUCAAGAAUAGAUAAUUGUCUUGUACUGUGUUCAGUUUCGAAUAUUACGUUUUUCUUUGUAUUGUAUGCAGACACGGUUGUUGCUCAUAAAUAAAUCUUAUUUCUAGAGAAUCGAUAAAAUCUUACCAUGAGACCUUAUCUGUUGUAAUCAUGCUGUUAUCUGUAGC